Messenger RNA from Coregonus sp. 'balchen', 1814 nucleotides. The record is from the annotation of a GenBank genome assembly. Lineage: Eukaryota; Metazoa; Chordata; Actinopteri; Salmoniformes; Salmonidae.
AUGUCUAAACUACAGUUGUUGCGUGUGUUUUUAAAUGAGCGUUUAACGGUGGCUGCUGUGGAGAUUUUCGGGGCAGUUGAGAAAACGGUAGUGGAGUACCAGGAGGAGAAUGAUCAGCUGCGGAGAAUGCUGCGUUUGACUCCGGAGAUACAACUAUGUCGAAUAGGUUCGUAUGUAGAUACUGAUAGCUAGCUAUAGUUCCACGUUAUUGAUGAACUGUUAACUGAUCACCACUUCAUCCAUUUUUAAGAAGUUGUUUUUAAACUUACCGUGCAUGGAUAAAACAUUGUCCUAAAAACAGGAAGUGAUUGUAAUAUAUAAUUCAAAAAUGUAUAAAUUAAAAUAUUUAGUAUAGUUUUAUCUAAAAAGGAUAACUUUUUUAAUGUUUCACUAUUUUUUAUGAAAUUCACUGAGGAGGAUGGUCUUCCCCUUGCUCUGAGGAGCCUCCGCUGAUAUUCGGCUCUAUUUACUCUGAUUCGAAAAUGCUAAUUAGCAUCAAAGUAGACAUAAUACAAAACUACAAAUCCCUGCAAGCGCCUGCACGUCAUCUCUUACUGACACCUUUGCGAUCAGGUAUUUUGUCCACAGAAUUGUCCAUUUAAAGAAAUGUAAACAAUUUAUUCAUUACUACAUUUAGAUAACAUUAGAUAGUUCAUCCAGAGAUUCUUUCCUUUGUCUCGAUUCGGCAGUCUCGUCCAGAUCAUCAUGGCGUUUGUAGUUCUUUAUGAUAGCCACAUUAGGAGCUAAUUAGCAUUUCAUUUUUUGGGGAUGAAUAGAAGUGAAUAUAUUGAUAAAAGUCACCUUGUCCUAGAGAGAUUUACACAGUUAUCAAAACGUCACGCCAGGGUAAGCGUACAUGAAACACAGUCCUUAUUUUAAGUCAUUGUAAAAUCCCUUAUGGGAAAAAUCAUUUCCCUGUUUGACCGUUAGGUUUUGUGGGUAUUAUGACUCACACUGUUGUAAUUUGGUAUUUUAUUAGGAUUCCCAUUAGCUGUUGCAAAAGCAGCAGCUACUCUUCCUGGGGUCCACACAAAACAUGAAACAUGACAUAAUACAGAACAUUAAUAGACAAGAACAGCUCAAGGACAGAAAUACAUAAAUGUUUAAAAAAAGCACACGUAGCCUACAUAUCAAUACAUACACACAACAUAUCUAAGUCAAAUAGGGGAGAGGCGUUGUGCCGUGAGGUGUUGCUUUAUCAGUUUUAUUUAAACCAGGUUUGCUGUUUAUUUGAGCUGUAUGAGAUGGAACAGAGUUCCAUGCAACAAUGGCUCUAUAUAAUACUGGACGCUUUCUGGAAUUAGUUCUGGAUUUGGGGACUGUGGUAACCUCUGCUCCCCCUCUCCUUCCCUCCAGACUCCCUGCAGCUCUCUCUCUCUGUCUCUGAAGAGGAGGUUCCCCCUGAGCAGCAGCACUGUGAGCAGGAGUGGAGCCCCAGUCUGGGGCAGGAGGACCCAGUGCCCAUUCAGAUUAAAGAGGAACAGGAGGAACUCAGGACCAGUCAGGAGGAAGAGCAGCUUCAAGGGCUGGAGGCUAAUAUCAUAGAGUUCAUAUUCACUCCUCCUUGUGUGAAAAGUGAAUGUGAUCUGGAGGACCCGCUUCAAGAAGCCAUACUAGCUGAAUACCCAACUCUCAGUCGACUGAAAAUGUCUAAACUACAGUUGUUUCGAGAGUUUUUAAAUGAGCGUUUAACGGCGUUUGCUGCUGUGGAGAUUUCCGGGGCAUUUGCAAAAACAGUAGCGGUGUACCAGGAGGAGAAUGAUCGACUACGGAGACUGCUGCGGAUCUCACCGGAGAUAAAACUAUGUAGAAUA